Molecule: messenger RNA, 345 nt
Organism: Necator americanus (New World hookworm)
Lineage: Eukaryota; Metazoa; Nematoda; Chromadorea; Rhabditida; Ancylostomatidae
Exons: 2
Coding region: 1-345 (114 amino acids)
Source: RefSeq, a predicted model, not a curated record
AUGGCUGUGAGCAACGAUUACAACAACCUAGUGGAGGAAUUUGGCAGUAAGGCCAGCACGCAGUCAUCGUCGAAAUCGAAGAAAAUGCGAAGAUGGGACUCGACCAACAAUUGGAUGUGCUACGAAAAUGGAACCAGAGUGGACGGACAACGUAUCGAAUUCGUCCAUAAGUUCUGCAACCUUGGCUGUAUGCUGAGGAACAAUGGCAGCUACGAGAAAGAUGUUGUAGCAACCCCAUAUCAUCAACAAAGUCAAGCUGCGAGACUACCUACCCGCUACUCGCCCCAUCAUGAUGUACGGAUUGGAGACUUAGGCAGCACCGUCUACGGUGGUGGAGAAGCUUGA